AUCCAUAACCAUCCCAUUCUGUUGCUGAAUUUUCCCCUUUCCUCUUCCUUCUCCGCGUGCAGAUUCCUCUGGUCUUCCUCUCACAUUCUGUGGGGGAGAAACUUUGUCGUUUUGGAACAGCCAAUGGCGAUUGCGUUAUUGUGGCUCUGGAACCUGCAAAACCUCUGGCCUUUCUCUGCAUUAAGGACCAACGACCUUCGAGAUUCGAAGAAAUUGGUAAGCAAGCUCUCUGUACCUGAGCACACAAAGCAAUUCGUUUUCGCGUUCCGUGAUCCCAAAACCCAAACCCUAGUUUAUGUUCUUUCGGCGUUGAACUUGUCUAAGCUAUCGGCAAUUGAUGCACAGUUCCUUAUUAGGGAAAUUAGGCCUGAUGCUGUUGUUGUUCAAGGGGGUCGUUCCUCUUUUCCUGAGAUUCUUGAAUCUGAGGGAGAUGUUGAGGUUGACAAGGCACUCCCUACUUCACCAUUUGGGGUAAUCAAACAGUGUUUUGUUGAAAAGAUUGGUAAGGAACAAUAUGAGAGUGUCGCAGGGAAUUUUGUGAUGAAGGAAAUCUUUGGGACCAGUUUUCAUGGCCACUUAUUGGCCGCCAAGAAGGCGGCGGACGACGUAGGUUCAGCAUUUGUUGUGAUCGAGUCGGGAUUAGGUAGCUCUAUUGAUAAUUCUAAUAUCGGUGGUGGUGUUGAUGCUGGAAGCCAUUUUAAUGGUUUUGUUAGCAGUUUGGUUCCUCAACAACCAGGUGUUUUUACUCUAGCUCCAAUUACUUUGAAUAGGUUUUCUCUGAGUAAUGAUGCCAAGGCGCAGAUGGCAAAGGUUUUAUCGGUUGUUAUGGAUCCACCAUUACUUAGGACCAAUUCAGAGGUUGGUUCAGGGGAAAUUCAGGCAAGUAGUAGUUAUGAGGUCCCGGCCUUUGCCAGGUCUAUCUAUCCAUUACUUGAAGACUUGCAUAAUAUAUUUGACAACAUUCCAUCAAUUGGGAGGGCGUUAGCACAUGCGCAAAAGAUGCUAUUGGAUGUAAACAGAGGUGAGGCUCUUGACGCAAGAACUGUUUCCGAGGUUCAUAGAUUUAGAAUUGCAGUUGAGGGGAUUAGAGUAUCUCUAAAUAAGAGCGGUUUGGCUCCAACUAACAACAAAGUCGAUCCCAAGUCUCAAAAGAUUGAUUUCUCAGAGCUUUCAGUUGACGAGAAGUCGGAUGUGCUCUUUGCACAUGCUAUCCGUAGUCAGGCUGAUAAGUUUAAGACCAUUGUUGCAGUAGUAGAUGCUGGCUCCUUAGGAGGUCUUAGGAAGCAUUGGGAUACUCCUCUUCCUGAUGAAGUCAAAGAGCUGGUUGGAGAUCUAACAAUAAAUUCUGGAGUUGAACGGGUGGCCCUGAAUUAUAGCAACAAGAAACGGUUGUUACCAGAGAAUCCUAUGAUGGCAGUAGGGGCAGGAGCAACAGCUGUUUUAGGUGCUUCAUCCUUGACCAAAGUAGUUCCUGCAUCAACUCUCAUGAAGGUUGCUACCUUCAAAGUUCCGGCUUCAAUCAAAGUUGUUGUCAGUUAUACACACAAGGCUCUGAGUUUUUCCCUGGGCCCAUCUAAAGUUGUUGCAUCUUCCGGUGCUAAAACUUCCAGUAUCAUGAAGGCAGUUGGAUCUGCCGAGAAGUUUCGAGCUAUUGCUCACGGCGUUAUCGCCUCGGCUGAAAGAACCAGUAUCUCAGUUAUGAGAACGGCCUUCUUCGAAAUAAUGAGAAAGCGAAAGAUACAGCCUGUUGGGUUUUUGCCUUGGGCUACAUUCGUAGGGAGCAUUGGAGCAUGUUCAGGCUUACUUAUGUGUGGGGAUGGGAUCGAGUGCGCUGUUGAAUCUGUCCCUUCAGCACACUCAAUUGCUAGUUUGGGUCGUGGGAUUCAACAUUUACGCGAAGCAUCAAAAGCAGUGAUGCUAGCAGAAGGAACCAGAAUCCAGAAUUCAAUUGAAUCUGUAAUAAACAGAAUAAAGAAGACAAGGGAUCGAUAGAGAGGGAGUGUACAUAUAUUUUGUUCUGAAAUUUUGAUUGUUCAGGAAAUUGUUAUGUAUAUAUAUUUUGUUCUUGGGCAGAUUAGUUCUAUAUGAAUCAUACAAAUACCAACACAGGACUUUGUUUAACCCCCUAACUACUGUUGGCUUAAGGUUGAAGGAAAUUUAUUAGCCUCUUUGUUCAUAAUGGUAACUCUUUGCAGAUUAUGUGAUUCACAUGUCAUUUACAUAAAUUGUGAAAGAGAAAUGAUAUGGUGAUUCACAUUCAUUCAUACUUUAAUUCAUUCAAAAGAAAACAAUAAAUUACAAGGUGGUGUAUUAUAUUUCUUAGUUUGUCUAUGUCAUUUUUGUCCUUUCUUGAUGAGUUAAAGCAUAAAUUUAAAUG
Messenger RNA from Arachis stenosperma, 2377 nucleotides. RefSeq lists its product as uncharacterized. NCBI's taxonomy places the organism in Eukaryota, Viridiplantae, Streptophyta, Magnoliopsida, Fabales, Fabaceae. Bases 124 to 1992 code for a protein of 622 amino acids. The record is from RefSeq and is a predicted model, not a curated record. The transcript is spliced from 2 exons.